Messenger RNA from Lecanosticta acicola, 996 nucleotides. NCBI's taxonomy places the organism in Eukaryota, Fungi, Ascomycota, Dothideomycetes, Mycosphaerellales, Mycosphaerellaceae. The record is from the annotation of a GenBank genome assembly.
AUGUCUCGCAGCGGCGGCACCACCCUCUACGUCACGGGCUUCGGCCACGGCACUCGCGCUCGCGACCUCGCCUACGAGUUCGAACGGUACGUCCUGCGGCAAUGAACGGGCUUUACGAUGCGGCGAUUCAUCCUCGAGCGACGCCUUACCCUCCAAACUUCCCGCCCCGAGUCCCCACUUCCUACGAGCGAUCGAGCGUCGCCUUGACACGUGCAUUCUCCUUCACCAUCGAGCUCUCGAGCCCCAGCGCCAGCAAAAACCACUGUGCCUCCUAACGAUCGCUACCGAAGGACUUGCUAUUGACAAAAUUUGAAGGUAUGGACGCCUCGUCCGCUGCGACAUCCCAGCUCCACGCACUGCGUCCAGCAGACUGUAAGACAUCAACAGCACGAUCAUCUACACGCGCGGUAUUCUGACCCAUCAACAGCUUCGCGUUCGUGGAGUAUGAGAGUCGUCGUGAUGCUGACGAUGCUUACCAUGAGAUGCACAACAAGCGCAUUGGCAGGGACGAUGUCUUGAAAAUUGAGGUAACGCAAUACCACACCUUCAACCACUCAUUCUCUGCUGACCGUCUCUCAGUGGGCUCGCACACCACCAUCGGCUAGCUGGCGCUUCGACACCGGCCGUGACGGAGAGCGCGGAGGCCGCGGCGGACGUGGCAGCGAGCGUCGUGAGCGCAGCCCUCGCCGUCGCUCUGUUUCUCCACCACGUCGCCGCGACUACGACGACCGCGACCGCGAUUAUGACCGUCGUGACCGCGACCGUGGCGAACGCCGGGAGAGAGACCGCUCCCGUACCCCAGAAGACCGUGAUAGAGACCGGGACAUGAAGGACCGCGACAGGGACGACGAUCGUGAGCGUGGCGCUGACCGCGGCGGCGAGCGGGGCGAGCGGGACUUCGAGCGCGAGAACGGCACGAACGGCGAAGAGCGCAAGGGAGAAGAGCGCGAAGAGGAGACUCGUCCAGCUCACGAUGACUUGGACACGGCUGAGUGA